UGGAGCUCACUCAUGAGUUGCACCGCAGUGAGAGAAAAAAACAAUUUUCACUCAUAUAGUUGUGAACGUGGGAAUAUUGUGUUGGGGAAUUUUACCUUUUGUUGUAGCUUUUUCCACAAAGGAGAACAAGUGCAUUUCCCGCGGAAACAUGCGUGUUUGAAACUUUGACUACCUUUUAAAUGUCUUCAGUUGGACCCUUUUACUUGGAGAGCAACAUGCCGGAGCGUAUCAGCAUUUCGGACUUUGUUGCUCUGACAAACGAGGAUUUGGCAUCACCGACUACUUCGACUUUUCAAUCCAAAAUGAGUGAAUGUCGGAACACGGUUUCGGCAGUGGAAGAGUCAAUGGAGAUGGACCAGAGCACCUUACAGAGGAUGAAGAAGAUGGUCAAGGCCAUCCACAGCUCUGGAAUCAGUCACGCGGAGAACAAGGAGCAGUACAUCGACGUGCUGGAGAACCUGGGGAACAGUCACCUGACCCAGGACAACAACGAGGUGUCCACAGGGUUCCUCAACCUGGCUGUCUUCACCAGGGAGGUCACCGCACUCUUCAAGAACCUGGUCCAGAACCUGAACAACAUCAUCUCCUUCCCCCUGGAGAAUGUCCUGAAGAGUGAGCUCAGAGACAGCAGACUGGAGCUGAAGAAACAGUUGGAGAAGAGCUGGAAGGACUAUGACAUCAAAGUUGGGAAACUGGAGAAGGAGAGGAGGGAGAAGAGCCGGCAGCUGGGCCUGAUCAAGACCGAGGGAUACAACGUGACGGAGGACAUGGAGCGAGAGAGGAGGACCUUCCAGCUGCAGAUGUGUGAGUACUUGCUAAAGAUCCAGGAACUGAAGGUACGCCAGGGUCCAGACCUGCUCCAGAGUCUCAUCAAGUACUUCCAGGCCCAGCUCAAUUUCUUCCAGGACGGCCUGAAAGCUGCAGAGAACCUUUGUCCCUUUGUGGAGAAGCUGGCUGCGUCUGUCCACACGGUGCGACAGGGCCAGGACGAGGAGGUGAGGCAGCUCUCUCAGCUACGAGACUCCCUUAGGCUGCUGCUACAGGUGGAGGGGAAAGAGGAAUACCUGAACAGAAAGAACUCGGGCAACGGAUACAGCAUACACCAACCUCAAGGCAACAAGAAGUAUGGCACGGAGAAGUCAGGCUUCCUACAGAAGAGGAGUGACGGGAUUAGGAAGGUGUGGCAGAAGAGAAAGUGUGGCGUCAAGUACGGCUGUCUGACCAUCUCCCACAGCACGAUAAACCGACCACCGGCUAAGCUCAACCUUCUGACCUGUCAGGUGCGCCCCAACCCCGAGGAGAGGAGGACCUUUGACCUGGUCACACACAAUCGGACCUACCAUUUCCAAGCCGAGGACGAGCAGGAAUGCAAGAUUUGGGUGUCAGUGCUGCAGAACAGUAAGGAGGAGGCCCUGAACACGGCAUUGGGCGGCGACCAGCUGCAGUUCCAGGACUCUGGGCUGCAGGAGCUGGCCAGGGCCGUCAUCACCGAGCUCAGACGCAUGCCCGGCAACGAGGCCUGCGCCGACUGUGGAGCCCACGAUCCUACCUGGCUCUCCACUAACCUGGGCAUCCUGACAUGUAUAGAGUGUUCUGGGAUCCACAGGGAGUUGGGAGUCCAUUACUCUAGGAUCCAGUCCCUCACACUGGAUAUGCUCAGCACUUCAGAACUACUGCUGGCGGUCAGUAUAGGCAACACGCGGUUCAAUGACAUCAUGGAGGCCAAUCUUCCCAAUGAUUCCAUCAAACCUCUCCCCCAGAGUGACAUGAAUGCCAGGAAGGAGUACAUCGUGGCGAAGUAUGCCGAGCGGCGCUACGUGCUGCGCAGGGACCGGGAAAGGGAGGAGGGUGAGCCGUGGCGGGUGUACGAUGCCGUGACGAGCCGGGACCUCACCGCCCUGCUGCAACUACACGCCCAGGGAGAGGACCUGGCCAAACCGCUAGCACAGCCUGAAGGACAGGAUCUGAGAGAGACAGCUCUUCACUUGGCUGUCAGGCUGGAGGACAGGAGUUCUCUAGCCCUGGUGGACUUCCUCAUUCAGAACAGUGGCUGUCUAGAGAAGAGGACUCGAGAGGGGAACACUGCUCUACACUACAGCGCCCAGCACCACAAAACAGAGUGCCUCAAACUGCUGCUCAAAGGAAAGGCUGUCCUCCACACAGUGAAUUCAUCAGGAGAGACAGCUCUGGACAUCGCCAGGAGACUGCAGCACCCCCAGUGUGUAGAACUGCUGGAGCUGGCCCAGAGUGGGAAGUUCAACAGUCAGAUCCAUGUGGAGUACAUGUGGGAGACACAGAGCCAGGAUAUGUACGACAGCGAAGAUGAACUGGAUGAGAGGGUGAGCCUCUUACCCAGGAACCUGCGAUCCUCUCUGCCCUAUAACGGGGGCGUGGGCGCCUCGCCCUCCCGCUGGAGCUUCGCCAACGCCCCUGUGGCGUGUAAGACCUACGAGAACGUGGACUUCCUGUACCGCAACCCCCCCGCCAACAGUGCCCCAUCUGGCGCCCUCAUGCCCCCACCGCCGCUGCCCGCUAAAGCCAUCAUGAGAGGCCGCUCGGACCCCCAGAUCUCCGUGUCCACCCAGGAGGGGGGCCGCAAAUCCCCCCGGCGCUGCUGCUCCAACCCUGCCCCCCAGUCCAGCCCCCCCUCCCCAAUGUUGGAGGGUCAGACCCAGGGGGGGUGGCCACCCAGAUCACCCCACGGCCAGGGGGGUCCGGUGAGGGGACAGAGACCAACCGUAGCCUGGGAGGGUCAGGCUAAUACUGGCUCAUGGUCUGGGGCCUUAGACAGCAGCACCAAGUCCACCUCCCCUCAGAACCACAUAGGACCCGUCAGCUCAGAGAAGACGACGUCGUACAGGAGGAACAAUAGUGGAGGACAAGGGAAAUGUUGUACAGCCGUGACCUCUCCCAGCUGUGUGGCACUUGGCAGUCAGGAGGAGCUGUACUGCAGCUUCGUAACUAACGACCCCGCCCCUGGCUCCACACCUGCAGCCGCACCCACCAUCUCCCCCAUCACUGUGCCCGCCCCGCGCCCUCGCAGAAAUGCCAUGGUAUCUAAGAGCCGGCCCACACAGAAGAAGGUCAAGGCGCUGGUGGACUGCAGAGCUGUCGGCUCGGACCAGCUGGCCUUCUUCAAGGAUGAGGUCAUUGUUGUCACAGCCACCGAGGACCCCCACUGGUGGGUUGGCCACAUCGAGGGCUAUCCAUCCAGAAGUGGGACAUUCCCAGUGAACUAUGUCCAUAAACUAGGGCACUGACUAGUCAUAGCCAUGGAAUAACCUAAGCUCUACGCCCUACCCUUACGCUUAGUACGUCACUUACCUGGGAAACCAAAAGGCUGGAACGAACGCUCUUGAACCGGCUCAUUCAAAGACAAAAACACUUUCUCGCUUUCCUGGUCAUUUUUUAAAAAUAUGAUAUUCUGAACUAUGAACCACUUUGAUGUGUUGUGAUCUGAGGGCUAUAUCGACUCUGCAUACACUCAAUUGUACAUACAGACACUUAAGGAAGUCACUAUAAAAUAAUAAAGUAUGAAAGAAAGGGGGCACAGGGAGGAAUGCCACCCUAUGAGAAAAGAGUGAUGAGAAAUGCCUCCCUCCACCUUUGACCCCUCCACUUGUAAAACAUACAAGUAUUAAAGGGUAUUUACCACACCUCACUGCUUGGGGAAAACGCUAACUACAGCCCCAGCCACAUAACUGUUGGAGAAGUUGGCGUUGAAAUUUGGAGCUGGAAUUUGUGCGUGUGUUCGUGCGUGUGUCAGCCUGUGCGUGAGCAUAACUGUUGGACUACCUUGCAGUGAGUCUGGAGAAUGUGUGCUGUGUAUCCAGUAUAAAAGAGGGUGAAUAACCUACAUUGUCCACUGCCUUCCUGGAAACUAAGGAGACUAGGAGAUUCAUGCUAUGUCAUUUACAGUUGUCGGAUGCAAUGAAUACCUGCUCAGUGACCGGUGGCAUUGAUGUCUGUGGCUGGAACGACCUGGAACUGAAAGCCAGACAAAGUGCCUUUGUGGGUGCCAGCCUGUCUCCCUGGGCCUCCGGGGCUCUCAGGCUGCCGCUCUGAAAUGGAACUCUAGCGUCUAAGCUGGUUUUGGGCCAGACUCCAGCUCCGACUGGAGGUCUGGCUGGUGCCUGGGUGAUUCGGUUUCCUCCAGUCUCCAGAGGCAGAGGAGUCUCUCUACACAGUAUGCAGAGUACAGGAAGAGACUGUCACUGCAGUGAAAUACACAGCUGGAUUGUAUUCAAUAGGCACCAAACGGACUUAAACAGGAAAAGACUAACUGAACUGAUCCAAUAAGAAAUGUUCAUGUUUGUUUUCCACUGCAAAAUGUUGUCUGUUACCAGGAAUCCGACAGAAUACUGUCUCAUAAUACAAUUUCAUAAGCACUUUUUAAUGCCGCUGAUAGGGAACCUAAAGCUCAGUAUGAGAUCUGACUUAAGUGUCUUAUACAACUGGUUUAUCUGUCCACAAGUGAAGCUAUGCCUGCUAUGGGCAUAAUGGGCUCUCGUAGGACAGACAACGAUACAACCCUUUUAGAGAUGAGGAUCUGUAGCUUUUCAGCUGUGCAGGUAUUUCCACGCCUGUUUGCAUUCCUGGAGUUAGACAGGGGGUUAUUGAAGGUUUGUUUAGCUUUCUAUAGAUCGAGUCACUGUGCCAAUAAAUAUACAAGCAAAUAAGUGCAUGAUCACAUGAAUGUGCAUGGAUCCAGGGACGGACUGAAAGAUUAGGGCAAACCAUUGAGUGCAUGUUGCACUCUGUUGUACAAAUGUAAAAAACACAUCUGUUGCAUGUUGGAAACAUUUAUAUAUAACAUUUAUCACCCAGUGUUGUAAAAUUGCUGAGUAUCAGAUUCGAUGCAUUAUCUUUACAUACUGUACCAUACUUUCUCAUGUUCCACUACUCACUCUCUGUCUCUCUCUCUCUCAUGUAAAUGAUACUUGUUUGUUGUGAACAUCACUUCGAUUCUAUAAACUCUUAUCUGUGCCAGUGGAGCAACAAGGCAUGGGAUCUGGAGUAGCGGUGGCCCAGUCAGUACAGUGCACUCUACUGGGUUGGGCCAGUGCUCUGAGGUAGGAACCCUUUGAAUAAUUGAGUGAGCAAGAAAGGAAAUAUAACCCCCGGUUUCCUACUGAUGACUCCAAUAAAACCAACUGAGACAGAGGAAUGAGAGGUGUGCUGGAGCCCCCCAGGCCCUAUAUACGCUUCACUUUAAGUUUGACUGUGAGCUUGAAUAGGGCUGCGUCCCAAUACUCUAUCGUUUUCUUUAUGGGUACUAUCAGAUCAGUGGUUGUGAGGGAGAGGAAGCUAGGGAAGAAAGCUAUUUUACAUUAUUGGACUAAUGGAGUUUAUGGAGAGCUAUGUGAAGGCACUUGUUCUUCCAUGUCUUCGUAUCAUUGAGACAUAUAUACACCAAGCAAGCGGCACCAUGAAGACCAAGGAGCUCUCCAAACAGGUCAGGGACAAAGUUGUGGAGAAGUACAGA
Coregonus clupeaformis (lake whitefish) is the source of this 5485-nucleotide messenger RNA. RefSeq names its product arf-GAP with SH3 domain, ANK repeat and PH domain-containing protein 3. Bases 180 to 3260 code for a protein of 1026 amino acids. Gene Ontology annotation, molecular function: protein binding; GTPase activator activity. The transcript is spliced from 26 exons. The record is from RefSeq and is a predicted model, not a curated record. Lineage: Eukaryota; Metazoa; Chordata; Actinopteri; Salmoniformes; Salmonidae. Gene Ontology annotation, biological process: positive regulation of GTPase activity. Gene Ontology annotation, cellular component: cytoplasm.